GGACAUUGCUUGAAACGGUGCCCAUACACUGAAUCUUGAAACGCAACACCAUAGCCUGACAGCAGUGGUAACGAUUUGGGACUCGAGAGGUCUUCAGCUAAGGAUACUAUGCUCUUACCAGCUCAUGACGUCAAGAUUGGACCUCGUUGCAAUCCUCUGCCAUUCGAUCUUCCUGGGGCGGUGAAUAUCGAACAAUAAUCGUGAUAUUCAGGUUGGUGGGUUCGCCUUCCUUGGGCUUCCGAACUCGAAAUCAAGGGUAAGAAAUCUAUAUGCUACAAAGAGCUUCCCAGACUGCUGCCACAACUCUUUCGUUAAAUCCCGUUGGAGCCCGAACCAUGUCAUCCUCAAGCCAAGCUCCACCAUUUGGUCCAGCUGUACACUACACAUCUAAACAUCUCUUCUUCUACGGCUACGAACUUCAGCUUCCAGAAGCACGGCUGCAAAACUGGUACCCAGCAAGUUUCACAGAUCCUAAGUUUCCUGGCAUUCGGUUCCAGACCGGCGAGCAUUAUAUCAUGUACCGCAAGGCGCUUAUCAUGGGCGAUGAUUCCAUAGCCGAGAGGAUCUUGAAUGCUGCAACGCCGAAAGAAGCGGGAAAGUUGGGACGUGAAGUCAAGUACUACGAUGGCGACAAAUGGAAAGAGGCUGUCGAUGAGGUCGCUGAGACGUGCAACUACCUGAAGUAUAGUCAGGUCGAAGAGUGUCGGCAGGCGCUGCUCGAUUCUGGGAACAAAUUUCUCGCGGAAGCCAGUCCUGUUGACAGAAAUUGGGGCAUUGGAUUUAGAGGGGAUGAGGCAGAGGGCAAAGAAGACGAAUGGGGAAGGAACCUGUUAGGCAAGGCAUUGAUGAAAGUGAGAGAUCGCCUGCGCGAAGAAGCUGCGACCCAAUAGUCUUGACAGAGAUGUCCGAACGAUGAAGAAGCCGAAUAGAACAUCAAGACC
Exophiala viscosa is the source of this 941-nucleotide messenger RNA. RefSeq lists its product as uncharacterized. The transcript has a single exon. Bases 270 to 890 code for a protein of 206 amino acids. Lineage: Eukaryota; Fungi; Ascomycota; Eurotiomycetes; Chaetothyriales; Herpotrichiellaceae. The record is from RefSeq and is a predicted model, not a curated record.